Molecule: messenger RNA, 3349 nt
Organism: Manis javanica (Malayan pangolin)
Lineage: Eukaryota; Metazoa; Chordata; Mammalia; Pholidota; Manidae
Source: RefSeq, a predicted model, not a curated record
GCCGCCCGCCGCCCGCCCUGAGCGCCCGGCGGAGACCGCGGGGUCCGCAGCGCUCUGCCCGCGGGUUCCAUUGAGAAAAGCCGAACGGCGGCGGCGGUGGCGGCGGCGGCGACUGCGCGAAGCAGAAGAGCCAGCAGCAGCCUGCCGCCCGCCGCCCCCGGCGGUCCGCGCGCCCGAGCGCAGGGCCUUGCCUCCGGCCUCCGCAGCGGCUCCCAGCCGGGCGCUGCGCGCCGGGGGCGGGCCAGGGCGGCCGCGGAGCUCGGGGGCCGGGGACAUGAGCCGCUCCGCGGCUCCUCCGCGCCCCCGCCGCCCGCCGCCGCCCUCCAGGGGCUAGAGGCGGCCGCCGGGAGGGCGCGCGGCGCCGGAGACAUGUCCAGGAGGAAACAGAGCAACCCCCGGCAGAUCAAGCGUUCGCUUGGAGAGAUGGAGGCUGGAGAAGAGGCCCAGGCUGUGGAUGCCCACCUUCCAGAGCAGAAGGCUGCAGCGCUGGAGCCCGAGGGCUCUGGGGACCCUGAGCCUCUGAGCCCAGAUGCUACUCCCCCACCGCCCCCACCCUCCACGUCCCCACAAGGCCCUGAGGAGACACCGGGGCAGGAGUCAGUGAGGAGGCCAGAGGAGGAGGUCAGCAGCCCCUGGAGUGGGCCAGACGAGUUGGAGCUGCAGCUGCAGGACGGGCAGAGGCGUGUGCGGGCUCGACGCAGCCUCGCCGAGGGUCUGUCCUGGGGCCCAUUCCGUGGGAGCAUCCGGAGUGGAGCCUCGUCCCCCGGGCAGCCCACCCCCACUCCUGCACUGGCCCUGCUGCUGGAGGACGAGGCCUGCUGGCUGAGGACGCUGCCCCAGGCCCUGACAGAGGCUGAAGCCAGCGCGGAGAUCUACAGGAAGGAUGAAGCCCUCUGGUGCAGGCUCACCAAGCCGGUGCCCGCAGGUGGACUGCUGAGCACGCUCCUCGUGGCUGAGCCCCACAAUGCCCCCCGCCACCCCGCAAAGGAGUCCUCGGAGUCCACGCACCCAGCCCCCGCCCACAGCGACAUCCAGCUUCUGCCCCAGCAGGCUGGCAUGGCGUCCAUCCUGGCCACAGCGGUCAUCAACAAAGACGUCUUCCCCUGCAAGGACUGCGGGAUCUGGUACCGGAGCGAGCGGAACCUGCAAGCCCACCUCCUCUACUACUGUGCCAGCCGGCAGAGUGCCGGCUCUCCUGCCGCAGUGGCUGCCGACGAGAAGCCCAAAGAAACCUACCCCAACGAGCGCGUCUGCCCCUUCCCCCAGUGCCGCAAAAGCUGUCCCAGCGCCAGCUCCCUGGAGAUCCACAUGCGCAGCCACAGCGGAGAACGCCCCUUCAUGUGUUUGAUCUGCCUGUCGGCUUUCACCACCAAGGCCAACUGUGAGCGGCACCUCAAGGUCCACACGGACACUCUGAGUGGUGUCUGCCACAGCUGUGGCUUCAUCUCCACCACGAGGGACAUUCUCUACAGCCACCUGGUGACCCGCCACAUGGUCUGCCAGCCAGGCUCCAAGGCUGACAUCUACUCACCAGGGACCGGGCACCCAGCUGCCAAGCUCCCCCCAGACAGUCUGGCCAGCUUCCAGCAGCACACCGCCCUGGCCUCCGCCGACACGGCCCUGGCACCCAACCCAUCACCAGGAUUGGACAGGAAGGCCCAGGCAGAGACCACCAACGGAGAGACCAGAACGGCCCCCCAGAACGGCGGCGGCAGCGAGCCGUCCGCGGCCCCCAGGAGCAUCAAGGCAGAGCCUGCGGAGGAGCCCGGGCCCGUAGCCCGGUCGCGGACGCCGUCGCCGCGCAGCCCUGGCCCCGCCCGGGUGAAGACGGAGCCGUCCAGCCCCUCUCCUGGGAGCCCUGGAACGGCCGAGCAGGGCGCUCUCUUCCUGCCGCAGCUCCCCGCCGCGCCCCCGGCCUCGGAGAUCCUGGCCAAGAUGUGCGAGCUGGUGCACGGCCGGCUGCAGACGAGCGCGGGGGAGCCGGCCGGCCUCUUCGCGGGCGCCCCCACGGGUGCCACGUGCUUCGAGUGCGACAUCACCUUCAACAACGUCAACAACUUCUACGUGCACAAGCGCCUCUACUGCUCCGGCCGCCGGCCGCCCGACGACGCGCCCCCCGCGCGCAGGCCCAAGGCGCCCCCCGCCCCACCGCGCGCGCCCCCCGCGCCGCCGCCCAAAGAGGCCGACGCGCGCUCGUCGCCAGGGCCCGGGGCGAGCGAGGACGAGGCGGGGCGCGGGGCGGGGGACGCGACCACGCCGGAGGCCGAGCCGGGCGGCCGGGGCAGCGAGGACAGCCCGAGCCCGAGCAGCGGGGCGGAUGAGGACGAGGACCCCCGCCGGACGCUGUGCGAGGCCUGCAACAUCCGCUUCAGCCGCCACGAGACCUACACGGUGCACAAGCGCUACUACUGCGCCUCGCGCCACGACCCGCCGCCGCGCCGGCCCGCGCCCGCCGGGACCCCCGGGACGCCCGCGCCCGCCGCGCCACCCGUCCGCACGCGCAGGCGCCGCAAGCUCUACGAGCUGCCCGCGGCCGGGCCCAACCCGCCCCCGGCGCCAGGCCCCGCCCCGUCCGCGGCCGGACCCGCCCCCGUGCCCCCCGCGUCAGCGUCUCCGCGACCCGGAAGCGGAAGCGGCCCCGACGCCGCCGACGGCCCCAUCGACUUGAGUAAAAAGCCGCGGCGCCAGGUGCCCGGCCCCGCGCCCUUGCCGGCCCUGGCCGACUACCACGAGUGCACGGCCUGCCGCGUGAGCUUCCACAGCCUCGAGGCCUACCUGGCGCACAAGAAGUUCUCGUGCCCCGCCGCCCCGCGCCACCUGUGCCCCGCCCCCGAGGACGCGCCCGCCGUCGCGUGCCCCUACUGCCCCCCGAACGGCCUGGUCCGCGGCGACCUGGUCGAGCACUUCCGCCUGGCGCAUGGCCUGCUGCUGGGAAAGCCUCCGCCGGACGCCCGGACGCCCUCGCCGGCCGCCCCGCGCGACGGCCUCAAUGGCCAGGAGCCGCCCCCCGGCGCAGACCACGGCAGCCCGUCGCCCGAGGCCGCGCCACCGCCCCCUUCCCACCCGGACAAGGGCGCGCUGGCCGCGGCGCCCCAAGGCAGCCACAGGCACUGCCGCCUGUGCAACAUCAAGUUCAGCAGCCUGUCCACCUUCAUCGCCCACAAGAAGUAUUACUGUUCCUCGCACGCGGCCGAGCACGUGAAGUGAGCGCCGCCACACUACAGACCGACCGGCUGCUUCACACCCCGCCGCUCCCAGCAGAGACCGGCUGCUGGGAACCGCACCAAGCAGGCGCGGCGCCCGCUUGGACCCUCGGCACUUAAUAAAGAAGUUCAGUUUGAUGAGCGCA